Molecule: messenger RNA, 2536 nt
Organism: Nematolebias whitei (Rio pearlfish)
Lineage: Eukaryota; Metazoa; Chordata; Actinopteri; Cyprinodontiformes; Rivulidae
Gene: fkbp4
Product: FKBP prolyl isomerase 4
Exons: 11
Coding region: 292-1653 (453 amino acids)
Molecular function (GO): protein binding; peptidyl-prolyl cis-trans isomerase activity
Source: RefSeq, a predicted model, not a curated record
CUACAAGCGCUUGUCAGCUGCCAUAUAGCGAGGCAACGUGAGCUGGAAACGAUUCUUUUCUCGGACUUCAGCGUGGCUGCCACGGUUUUUGUGCAGUUGUGUAAAGACUGCACCGUGCACAUUAACUCAAAACAGCAAUAGCAGUGAAGUUGCGUCGGCGCAGACCGCUUUGAACGACGACUGGAAGCUGGUUGUUGCUUGUUGCACGGUUAGCGUGGCUCACUGAUAGCCAACGUCCGUCGUUAAGUUUAGGUUGCCCUGCUUUGUAGGGUUGGGGGUAAGUGUUGACUCAUGACUAUGACUGCAGAGGAGCAGACAGGCGGAGGACAACACACCAUGGAGGGCGAAGACAUAACGCCAAAGAAAGAUGGGGGUGUUUUAAAGCUGGUCAGAAGAGAAGGAACAGGCUCAGAGUUCCCCAUGACUGGUGACAAAGUGUUUGUCCAUUAUGUUGGUACACUUCUGGAUGGGACACACUUUGACUCCAGCAGAGAUAGGGGAGAGAAGUUUUCCUUUGAACUGGGCAAAGGCCAAGUGAUAAAGGCAUGGGACAUCGGCGUGGCCACGAUGAAAGUGGGAGAGUUGUGCCAGCUGGUUUGUAAACCAGAAUAUGCAUAUGGAUCUGCAGGCAGCCCACCAAAGAUACCACCCAACGCCACUCUUCUUUUUGAGGUGGAGCUGUUUGAAUUUCGAGGAGAGGACAUAACGGAUGAUGAAGAUGGAGGGAUCAUUCGCCGUAUUAUCACCAAAGGGGAGGGUUAUUCCAAACCCAAUGAAGGAGCAGUUGUAGAAGUCACUGUGGAGGGCACCUGUGACGAGCGCUUAUUUGACCAGAGAGAACUGAAGUUUGAGAUUGGGGAUGGAGAGAGCUUCCAUUUGCCAGCUGGUGUGGAGAAAUCUAUCAUGGCUAUGGAGCAGGGAGAAGAGGCUCUCUUCACUAUCAAGCCCAAAUAUGGCUUUGGAAAUGCUGGAAGUGAAAAGUACAACAUUCCUGGUGGAGCAACACUGAAAUACAAGAUAAAGCUGACAGACUUUGAGAAGGCUAAGGAAUCAUGGGAAAUGAACACCUUAGAAAAGCUGGAGCAAAGCAGUAUCGUCAAAGAGAAGGGAACACAAUAUUUUAAGGAGGGAAAACACAAGCACGCAUCUGUUCAGUACAAAAAGAUUGUUUCCUGGUUGGAACACGAGUCCAGCCUGUCAGAAGAGGAUGAUAAGAAAGCAAAAGCGUUGCGGCUAGCUGCACACCUGAACUUGGCCAUGUGCUACCUUAAAAUGCAGGAACCAAACCAAGCUUUGGAAAACUGUAACAAGGCACUGGAAAUUGACUCCUCCAAUGAAAAAGCCUUGUUCCGAAGAGGAGAGGCACUGUUCUGUAUGAAAGAGUUUGAUGGUGCGAGGAACGACUUCCAGCGAGUUGUUCAUCUGUAUCCUGCCAACAAGGCUGCAAAGAGUCAAGUGCUCCUGUGUCAUAAACGUCUGAAAGAGCAGCACGAGAAGGACAAACGCAUCUAUGCCAACAUGUUCCAAAAAUUUGCAGAGAGGGAUUCGAAGAAAGAAGCGGAGAAAGUGAAGACUGAGAGCAAAGAGAGCGGUGAUGAAGAAAUGGAGGUUGAAAAUGGUGAAAAGGAAGCUGCGAGUGAAGUGAAGGCGUAGAUGAAGAUGUGACUUUCAUGUGAUUCAACUGUAGUUAGACUUUUUUAACUGGCCAUUUGUGUUAAAGGAGUGAUUUUGAGUGUAUGUAUAUAAAAAUGUGUAUGAGUGAGAGUCGCUAAGAGCACUGACUUCAGGCGUGUCUUUGGCCUUUCGUUGUGACCGAGCUCUUUGGUGUGGCAGCUAGCUGAGUGAGUGGGGCUUCCUCAGCUGAUGGCACUGUGGGAUAUGGAUUUAUUAAAUGAAUCGAGUGCCAUUACCCCAGCUUUGAACCCUUUUAGCCCACAGCUUGGAACCGUGCAUGUUGAUUUCACAGAAGUGAGUUGGAACAAAAAUGCAUCCCAGGUGUUGCGUGCAGAAUUUCAAACUGCCUCACCCAUAAAGGGCUAGACCAUCCAUUUCUCUUGCAUCACCCUCCACCAUCCUCAUUUUUGCUAUCCAUCCUAGCCUCUGCUCAUGGGCCUACUGAUCAAUUCCUAGAGCAGUGAUGGCUGUGUGUUGAUCCCGUGUGUUUUGAAUGUUAGUGCCUGUGUCCUAAAGUAUGUACGUAGCAGCACUGUGGACUGGCGGAGUAAUAAACCUGGAAUAGCACUCGGACAUCAAACCACUUUCAGCAUAAACGCGGAGCUCUUAUAACCUCUAGGGUACAGGACUGUUCACUUUGUUCUUUGGAAAUAUUGACUUUGUACCUUUACUUUCCUAGUGUUGUGCUUGUGAUUUCUGUAUAAACAAAAAGUGAUUGCGUUACAGAACCGUGUGCAUAAGCUCUGUUCAGUUUAGUAACCGGUGCCUACGAGGACAAACAUUACCGUAAAUUAGAUGUCUAAUUUUAAGAGGAGCUUUUCUGAGUUUCUUUGUUGGGAAAAGUCUGUUCAGUUUGUCUUGA